This is a messenger RNA of Rodentolepis nana, 1665 nucleotides long. NCBI's taxonomy places the organism in Eukaryota, Metazoa, Platyhelminthes, Cestoda, Cyclophyllidea, Hymenolepididae. The record is from the annotation of a GenBank genome assembly.
GGGGUAAUUUCAGGUGGCAAGGAGAUCAAAACUACGAUCGGAGAGGCCAAACUCAGUGGGGAUGUAACUGUGGAGAUAAGCGGCGAGAUAAAAGCAGCAAAAAUGUCGAAUGAUCAAGUCUUGAUACAAAAGGUGCUACCAGAAACGGACAUAAUAGCAAUACAAGAAAGGGACUUAAACGUACCACAGUAUGAAAUACAAUUAACGAAACGAAAAACCGAAGAGAGAGAAGAAAAUGAAGACCGAGUGAAAAUUCAUCAACAGAAUAAAUCCCAACCUAUUAAUAUCAAGAUGCCGAAAUUCAAAAAAAGUAAAAUCAAAGAUGGCGAAAGAGCGGAAUUGGAGAGUUCGGAGUUGAAGGUAAACUUGGAAGUGCCGAGUGUGGAGUUGGGAAUGCCUGAAGGUGGUGUGGAUGUAGAUGUGCCGAGUGGCAAGGUGGCAUUGGAGAAGGAGAUGAAAUCGCCACACUUCUCCUUCAAAAUGCCGAAGAUAAAGAUGGGAAGUGGCAAGGUGAAGAAGCCGAAGGUGGAAUUAAAAUCGCCAGAGUUGGAAGGACAAGUUGACGUUGAGGCCCAUAUCGUACCUACAUGUGUCGUAAAAACACCUUCUGCGAAAAUGCCCGAAACAUAUUUGGAUGUUGACUUAGGUGGUGUGAGUGCAGAAUUGCCUGAAGUGGAUGUGAAGGCAGGCAUUCCUCCGGUAGAGAUGCAGGUGUCAGUUCCAAAGCCUGAAAUGGAAAUGGAGAUGCCAAAGGCGGAAGUGGAUGUGGACCUACCGAGUGGCAAGGUGGCUGUGGAGACGGAUGUGCAUGCACCGGACUUCCACUUCAAGAUGCCAAAGUUGAAGUUUGGUGGCAAAGCGAAGACUCCGAAGGUGGAAUUGGAGAGUCCGGAGUUGGAGGCCAACGUGGGAGUGCCGAGUGUGGAGUUGGAAAUGCCAGAAUGCCAGGUGGAUGUAGAUGUGCCGAGUGGUAGGGUUGCUGUGGAGACUGGUAUGCAUGCACCUAAUUUGAAUGUUGCUCUCUCUUCUGCUCUUCGUACUGAUGCCUACGCGAAGGAUUCUUUUGAUGUUAUUGAGAAAGACCUGAAUUUCCCGUCAUACACUGUUCGGCUUUUUAAGGAUAAUGCAUCUGCAAUCGCUAGCGCUGUCUCCCCGUCUCCAGGCGUCCAUGGCCAUCUUGCUAAUUUUGAAGAUAGAGACCGCAAGAGUUGGGGAAUGGGCGAUCCACCUGCUAAACCUCUAAGGGAGUCUGUUUUUCCAGAUAGAGAUAAGCGCAAUGUGAUUAAUAUUGGAACAGACGGCAUUGAUGGAACUUUUCAUUCACCUAAUGCUUUCAUUUCUCCCUCUGGUGAAGUAUGCGCAGCUUCUCCUUCUCCUAGAGAAGUUGCACCUUAUCCAUCAUCAUCUGAUAUCACGGUCUCUGAACUAGAAAGCUCCUCACAGGGUGAAAGUAUGCCCAUAUCUCCUCGCGAUUUUUAUGCCCAUUCAGCUACACCCGAAUUUAAGCGCGUUACAGAUGCUGAUGCCAUCGAGGAAGAAGGUACUAAGAAGAAGAAAAACAUGUUUGAUUGGUUUCACCUGAGUUGGCGUCGAAGUAAGCGAAGGAAAUCUGCAAUUAGUACAUCAAGUGGUGUUGAAGACGGUCGUUCACCUUCUACUACCGGU